CCCAUUCGUUUUACCCCUUUUCUUAAUACUGCAUGAGCUCUCGCCUCCCCAAGCAAUUCCGCCUUCUGGAAUCUCUCCCUCUGUUCCAUUACCCUCACAUUUUUUCUUUCGAUUUGAAACUAUAAUGUAUGGACUAUACGAGGCUGUUAUCUGCUUUGAGAACUUGCGCUAGCUCCAAGUUACUGAAACAGGGCAAGCUUAUUCACCAGAGAAUAUUUUCUUCAGGCUUUCAAUCCCACAUCGCCCUCUGCAAAACCCUCAUCGAUUUUUACUCCUCUUGCCAUGAUUACAGAUCAGCGGAGCUUGUUUUUGAGACUACCUGUUGCUCAUUGGAUGUUUCUCUGUGGAAUGCUCUUCUCUCUGCUUACACCAAGAACUUCAUGUUCGUUGAAGCCCUGCAACUAUAUGACCAAUUGAAGUGUCAUUCUGAGGUAAGACCUGAUUGUUACACUUACCCAGUUGUUCUUAAGGCGUGUGGUGGAUUGGGUAGAGUUGUUUGUGGGAGAAGGGUCCAUAGUCAUCUGAUUAAAACGGGUUUGAUUUGGGAUGUUUUUGUGUCGAGCUCUCUGAUGAAUAUGUACGUGAAGUGUGGUCGGUUUCAUUAUGCCAUUAAUCUGUUCGAUGAAAUGCCUCAUAGAGACGUGGGGUGUUGGAACACAGUUAUCUCUUGUUAUUUUCAAGAUGAUAAGGCUGAGACUGCCCUCAAAAUGUUCGAUGAAAUGAAAGAUUCAGGUUUCGAGCCUAAUUCGGUGACUUUUACUAUUGUUAUAUCUUCAUGUACAAGGCUUUUGAAUUUGGAAAAAGGUAAAGAGAUUCAUAGGGAGUUGAUAGAUAGGAGGGUUUUGCUGGAUGCUUUUGUGCUUUCUGCGCUUGUGGAUUUGUAUGGAAAAUGUGGUUGUUUAGAGAUGGCCAAAGAAGUUUUUGAGCAAAUCCCGAGAAAGAAUGCGAUUACUUGGAAUUCCAUGAUCACUGGUUAUAGCUUGACAGGUGAUAGCAGAUCCUGCAUUGAACUUCUCAAGAGGAUGACUGACGCAGGAACCAAACCGACUUUGACAACUUUGACCAGCAUAAUAUCGGCUAGCUCGAGAUCCGCUCAACCUCGGCACGGGAAAUUUAUACAUGGGUUUAUUUUGAGAAAUGGGAUGAAUUCUGAUAUCUUUAUUGACGUUUCUCUAAUUGAUCUGUAUUUCAAAUGUGGAUAUGUUUAUUCAGCUGAAACUAUCUUCAGAAAUAUAUCCAAGAAUGAAGUAGUUUCUUGGAAUGUUAUGAUUUCUGGAUAUGUCUUGGUGGGUAAUCACAUUCAGGCUCUUCGUGUGUAUGAUAACAUGAAAGAACACGACGUAAAACCGGAUGCUGUUACGUUUUCCAGCACCUUAUCAGCUUGUUCGCAGCUAGCAGCUUUGGAAAAGGGCAGGGAGCUUCACAACUGCAUUAUCAGUCAUAAGUUGGAAACCAAUGAAAUUGUUAUGGGGGCUCUUCUUGAUAUGUUUGCUAAAUGUGGUGAUGUUGAUGAAGCCCGGAAACUCUUUCUUCAAUUACCUGAGAGGGAUCUUGUAUCGUGGACAACAAUGAUCACUGCGUAUGGAUCUCAUGGCCAAGCUUCAGAAGCUUUGAGGCUUUUUGAUGAAAUGCAGAAGUCAAACGUAGGAGCAGAUUCAGUUACAUUUCUGGCAGUUCUAUCUGCUUGUAGUCAUGCUGGAUUGGUUGAUGAAGGAUAUAAAUAUUUCAACAAAAUGAUCAUUCAGUACGACAUUAAGCCUGGCAUUGAACACUAUUCAUGCUUGAUAGAUCUUCUUGGACGUGCUGGAAGAUUACAUGAAGCUUAUGAAAUUCUUCAAAGAUCAGAAGACACUAGGAAUCAUAUUGGAUUGUUAAGCACAUUGUUUUCUGCAUGUCGAUUGCGUAAUGAUUUCGUUCUAGGCAUAGAAAUAGGUAAAAUGAUUAUGGAGGUAGACCCUGAUGAUCCAUCUACUUACAUUUUGCUGUCGAAUAUGUGUGCUUCUGUCAAUAAAUGGGAGGAGGUACGAAAAGUACGACAAAAAAUGAAAGAACUAGGAUUGAGGAAAAGCCCUGGUUGCAGCUGGAUUGAGAUAAACCAGAGGAUCCAACCAUUCUUUGUUGAAGACAAGUCAAACCCUCUGGUUGAUGGGGUUUAUGAAUGUCUAAGCAUUCUAGCUUCUCAUAUGGAGAAGAAUGAAUUGGAGCUGCAGUAGAUUAUCAAAAAUGGGGCAUGGAUGAUGUCUACUUCCACAGAAAUCAAAAUCCAGUGGAUGGAAAUUGAAUGUAUGAAGAAUACAAGGAUUCGACAUCUUCUCCUGACAGUUCUGUCCAGAAGGAUUCUGAAUCCUUCUUACAAGAAAGAAAAGAGGAUUCACCAUCACUCACAGACAGAAGAUUGUUUGGGCUACAAGUAUACGUGAACACCUCGGAGCUCCUCAUAUUACCCUCAUUAUUCUUCCAUUUGCUGUAAUGAAUGGAUUUGAUCACCUUAGGCAUUACUAGGCUAUUGACACUUUUAAAAAGAUGGCAUCUAUGGUGAAACCAGAGCAUAUCCUUGAGUUAUUGUUAUUUGUUAGUGAGCUCAGAAGCCGUUAUGGCUUAAUUUGAAUCUGCUUUAUUAAUGGUCGCGAUUGAGAGGUUCAUAUUGUGUACCUGGGUCCAUUAAAAACAUGGCGACGGCUCAAUUUCACACCCUUCGAAUCUGCUUCAAUCAGUUGUUGGAAACUCUGGUGAAACAGAACGUUUAUAUGUCAGGAGCUAUAAAAGGAACUACAAUUGCUUCGCUACUGAAAGUGAUGGUGUAAGCGAGAAGCUUGCCACCAUGGAAGCAGUGGUCUCUGUUUUCGCAAGCAAGGAACUCAAAACCCAAACCACAAGAUCAUGGGUCUGGGACUUCCAUGUUGCUGGCGUGGCUGCUUAUGUGAUGAGCUUCCAUCAAAACUGAUCACCAUCGGUGAUCAAAUAAGCCGAGCAAACGAAUCAUGAGCCAUUCGAGAGUUCUGUAUGGGUCUGGCCAAAUUAAUCCAAACUUGGCCUGUCUAUGGAACUCUUAAGAAGAUUACGGUAAUGUUUAUGUUCAACAAAAUGUGAGGGUGACAAUAUAUCUGUGGUCUCUCCAGAUGCAACCGAGAUUAAGUUUAAGAGAGUAGUUACCAAGUUUGAGAUUACAAACUCCACCCAACGACUUUUUACA
Messenger RNA from Momordica charantia (bitter melon), 3193 nucleotides. Its product is annotated as Tetratricopeptide repeat (TPR)-like superfamily protein. The record is from RefSeq and is a predicted model, not a curated record. Gene Ontology annotation, biological process: RNA modification. Gene Ontology annotation, molecular function: protein binding; RNA binding. Lineage: Eukaryota; Viridiplantae; Streptophyta; Magnoliopsida; Cucurbitales; Cucurbitaceae.